AUGCUGGCUGUCAAGGCUUUCCUCGUCGCUCUCUCAGCUACCGCUGUAAGCAGUGUUCCGUUGGCAAGGCGUCAGUUCCCGUAUGGAUCGACGCCGGUAAGAGGCGCCAACAUCGGGGGCUGGCUCGUGUUAGAACCAUGGAUAACGCCGUCCAUCUUCCAUCAAUUCGGCGGUUCAGUGAUCGACGAGUACACCUUGACCCAACGGAUACCCAAUGCGGGAGACAUCCUUCGCAACCACUGGGACAGCUGGGUGUCCCUGGCCGACUUCCAGAAGAUCGCCGACCACGGCUUCAACUCGGUCCGGAUCCCUAUAGGCUACUGGGCCUUUGAGAAGUAUAGAGGCGAUCCAUACAUCCAAGGCGCGGCAGAUUAUCUCGACAAGGCCAUUGAUUGGGCUCGUCAGACGGGACUCAAGGUCUGGAUUGACCUGCACGGCGCACCGCUUUCACAGAAUGGACAGGACAACUCGGGCCAAUUGACCUCAUCGCCAGGCUGGACGUCUGGUAAUUCCGUCCAAGCUACGCUCGACGUCAUAGGCCAGCUAGCCGACAAGUACGGCAGCUCGGACUACGCAGACGUGAUCUCCGGUAUCGAGCUGCUGAAUGAACCCAGGAUGAGUGCUCUACCUGGUGGGCGAGGCGCAACUCAGGGGUACUACCAAGCAGGCUUCGAGACUGUCCGCAGCAAAGGUCAGACGCCAGUCAUCAUCCAGGACGGCUUCACCGAUCCGUCGUCAUGGAACGGCUUCCUCACUGGCCAGGGAACUUCCGGCGCCAUCGUCGACCACCACGAGUACCAAGUGUUCACUAACGAAAAUGUGGCACUGACUCCGGAAGAACAUGUCAACUACGUCUACACCAGCGCCGACUCUUGGGCCCAAGGACAAGACAAAUUCGUCAUUUGCGGCGAAUGGACCGCGGCCAUGACCGACUGCGCGCCAGCCCUCAAUGGCUAUGGCGUCGGCGCGCGGUAUGACGGCACCUAUUCGACCCGCAACGCGGACGGCAGCUACUCCGGCUCCGCGUUCGUCGGGUCGUGCGACACCAUCAACUUCAUUGACCAGUGGAGCGAGUACAACAAGACAACGACAAGAAACUACAUUGCCGCACAGCUGGAUGUCUUUGAGAACCAGAUCCAGGGGUGGUUCUUCUGGAACUUCAAGACCGAGGCCACGGCCGAGUGGGAUCUUUUCAGGCUCAUCGACGCCGGUGUCUGGCCUAGCAUGGGCUGA
Messenger RNA from Cladophialophora yegresii CBS 114405, 1233 nucleotides. RefSeq lists its product as uncharacterized. Gene Ontology annotation, cellular component: cell surface; extracellular region. Bases 1 to 1233 code for a protein of 410 amino acids. Gene Ontology annotation, molecular function: glucan exo-1,3-beta-glucosidase activity. Gene Ontology annotation, biological process: glucan catabolic process. The transcript is spliced from 3 exons. Lineage: Eukaryota; Fungi; Ascomycota; Eurotiomycetes; Chaetothyriales; Herpotrichiellaceae. The record is from RefSeq and is a predicted model, not a curated record.